AUGAAGGAUGGCAUCGACCCCGAGUGGCAAGAGCUUGUAUUCGAUCCAGCCCAGAAAGGACGUUUCCUAGGUGUUGGCCUAAUCGCCUGUGUAUCUGUCGUCGCCACAGGCUGUUUACUCGGUUUCCUGACCUACCGGAUGAUCUUCUGGCGACGUUAUUAUACGCGGCCGCUCGCAGAGAAUCAAUACGUCGUUCUGAUCUACAACCUGCUCUUGGCCGAUCUCCAGCAAGCCAUCGCCUUUCUGAUUUAUCUCGUUUGGGUGGAUCGUGGCAGGUCACAGUAUUAUACCGCGGCUUGCUACUUGCAAGGCUGGUUCAUCCAAACAGCUGAUCCCGGUAGUGGUCUCUUUAUCCUGGGAAUCGCCAGCCAUACUGCUGCCGUCAUUCUUCGGGGGCGCCAGCUUCCGUAUGGCGUCUUCUGCGGCUGCAUUAUUGCUCUUUGGAUGUUUAUUCUGAUGCUUGGAUCUAUACCAGUUGGGAUGUGGGGAAAGAAUGUGUUUGUCGUCUCCGAGGCUGGUUGGUGCUGGCUCAGUCCUGCACACGAGGAUGAGCGACUUUGGGGUCACUACUUUUGGAUUUUCAUCGCUGAAUUCGGAACCAUCGUCCUUUAUGGCCUCAUGACUAUCUACCUUCGUCGCCGUAUGCAACAAUCCUCGGCUGCAAUGCAAACCCAGCAAGAAUCGCUGCGCCGCCUCAACCGCGUAGUUAUUUACAUGGUGAUAUACCCUGUUGUCUACGUUAUUCUGUCACUACCCCUCGCCGCCGGUCGUAUGGCAGUUAGUCGCGGCGUCGUGCCCAGUAAAACGUAUUUUGCUGUAGCCGGUUCGUUCAUGGCUCUGUCCGGCGCUGUGGACGUGAUUGUUUAUACCAUCACACGUCGUCAUCUACUUCUCGAUAGCGACGGAAGUAUCCCGACCAAGCCAUAUUCAAAUCAGCGCAACGAGUCUAGGAUCCCGGGAACAAGUAUUUCAACGAUCAUAGCUGCAGGGAAGGGGAACAAACACAAACAAGGGAAAUUUGGCUCGCGGUUCCGCACGACAGAAUCCUAUCAGAUGGACACGAUCGACUCGCACGGUGAACGCGAUCUGUCAACGGAUGACAUUGUUUCGAAGAUGGAUAGGGAGUAUGAUCUGAUGCAUCAAGGGGUUUACCAAGAAACGACGAUCGAGAUUGUGCAUGAGCCGGCAGUCGGAGAUAGGUCUGAGGCAUUAAUGUCGGCGACGAGGAAAACUAAGAGGAAUAGCGGUGGCUUAUGA
This is a messenger RNA of Talaromyces atroroseus, 1257 nucleotides long. RefSeq lists its product as hypothetical. Bases 1 to 1257 code for a protein of 418 amino acids. Gene Ontology annotation, molecular function: G protein-coupled receptor activity. NCBI's taxonomy places the organism in Eukaryota, Fungi, Ascomycota, Eurotiomycetes, Eurotiales, Trichocomaceae. The record is from RefSeq and is a predicted model, not a curated record. Gene Ontology annotation, cellular component: plasma membrane. The transcript is spliced from 2 exons. Gene Ontology annotation, biological process: adenylate cyclase-activating G protein-coupled receptor signaling pathway.